UAAUUUUUUUUAUUUAAUGUUAAAUUGUAUAUAUUUUUAUUUUUUGAAAGUAUAUGAAAGUGAUACUUAAAAAUGUUAAAUAACAUAUAAAUCUAAAAAAGUUAGAAAAAUAGUGAAACCCUAUGGAGCAUUCUCAUGCCACUCUCGCCUCUUCACUAUCGACCGUCGCCGUCCACCGUUCUCACCGCCGUCCACCGUUCUCGUCACGGUUUGAAUUCUCAUUUCGUUCAACUUUCUCAUCACAGUUCUACGAUUUCACAUCUUCAUUUUCAGUGAAAACUUGCUCGCAGGAACCCUAAUCUAUUAUGUCGAAUCGCAGGUAGGAGAUUUGAAUUAGGUCAGUUGAAAUCGUGUUGACAUUGUAAUUGUUGUUCAAAAACUAGUUUUUAUGCUUCCUUUAGAUAUAAUUUAGAGUAGAUUCGGUUCAUGAACUUGUUACAGAGGAAUAACUGAGCAUGGAAAAGUAACCUUGCUAUCAUAUGUUAUUGAUUUGGUUCAUGAACUGAGCUUAUGAAAGAUUUAUAUUUAUUUAGUAUAAGUUUUUUUCUUUGUCAUGGACAGGUUUUAUUUCUAGAACUGAGGAAGAUUGAAAAACUUGAAGAAGAAAAUAUGCUUCAACGAAUGUUUGCCGGUGGUGCCAAAUGUCAAUUAAUGCCUUUUUGUAAACUUGAAUUACAUGCUAAUAUCGAAUUUUCCGACUAGACCUAAGGGUUUGAUUACUCUUGGUUUUUAAUAGUUACUAAUUUAUUGGUGCUGCUGGUUUAUAUAUGUAAAUUGCUAUUGUUUCUUGCAGAGUUUUGAGGCUUUGAAUCAGCGAGCAGUGGCUGUAGUUGUGGAUCCAAUUCAAAGUGUUAAAGGAAAAGUGGUGAUUGAUGCUUUUCGAUUGAUCAAUCCACAGACAAUGAUGCUCGGGCAAGAACCAAGGCAGACAACUUCCAAUCUGGGGCAUCUGAAUAAACCAUCUAUUCAGGUUUUCACCGAAACCGUUUUUCAUUUAUGUUGACAUGUCAUGGACAAAGUUCGAUCCUGCCGGUCUUGAUCUUCUUUCGGUACACAUAACUGUUUUUGAAUAGGCUGCAUAUUGUCAGGUUUGUUUCAUGAAUUCAGAGUGAAAGCAAAUGUGCUCUUGUGUAUGGUCAAAUGAACGAGCCACCUGGUUCUCGUGCCGGUGUUGGACUUACUGGACUCACUGUCGCUGAACACUUCCGUGAUGCUGAAGGACAUGAUGUGCUUCUUUUCAUCGACAACAUUUUCCGCUUUACUCAAGUAUGGACAACUUAUCCUGGGACCAGAAGUUGGAAGAAGCAAAGAAGGACGACAAGAUUUAUUCAAGAUUACAUGUUCGAUGAAAGUGUUUGCCUCCUACUUCGGGCCAAGUGGUUCAAGCCUUUAGUUGUUGAAGAGCGUCCAGUUGUUGAAGAAGAUAUCUAUGAGAUAGAAGACUAUUAUUAUCAGUAUGAAGAAGCUGAUGAUGAUCUAGAUGACAAUGAGGCUUACUAUGGUGCUUCAGCAAAUGUCCGGCUUGGCAACCGUAGAUGGGGAGACAACAGUUUUGUAAGGGCUGGGCGUCAAGAAGCUCGGCCGGUCCAUCAACCAAGCUUCCAGGAUUCAGGAGAGGGGAAGAAAGGUGGAGUUACCGAACAUAAAUGGAGAAACGACGGUGGUCGUUUUCAAUGGUAUGGUGGUCGAAAAACGUGAAUCUCCUCUUCCCUUUUGAUGGAAUCUCAACUGUUUCAACAUCAAUAGUUCCUCUGUGAUGGAAAAACGGUUUUUCAAUUUCACUCUCACUGUGUCGUUGUUUCCCUCUACUGCUACCUUAAACUUUGCAUCUCUCAACUAAAGAUGUUGAAAGCAAUGUUAAAGAAUGGCCCAUGGUCAAUCAAUUUAAGACAUGAUAAAAGUGAAGAAAAUUGAGGUAUUACUUGCUCUGAACCAUCCAUGAGUCUUUUGGUAUUCAGAAGGCAGAUCCAUCAUUGAAUCAAAGUUGUAACAGUAAGAUGAGUUUUGCAUGUUAUGGUGGUGGUGGUCUUUAUUGGGGCCAUGGCUUGAUUUAAUAAUUAUAAUUUGUGAUUUUUUUUUGGUGUGGUGAUGGUCUUUAUUAUUUAUGUUGUAUGUUUGUUUGAAUUGUAUAUAUUGAAGAGGACAUUCGAUCGUUUCAUGGAGUUCGUUGUUCACUUUA
Vicia villosa (hairy vetch) is the source of this 2179-nucleotide messenger RNA. RefSeq lists its product as uncharacterized. The record is from RefSeq and is a predicted model, not a curated record. The transcript has 4 exons. Gene Ontology annotation, molecular function: ATP binding. Bases 1141 to 1698 code for a protein of 185 amino acids. NCBI's taxonomy places the organism in Eukaryota, Viridiplantae, Streptophyta, Magnoliopsida, Fabales, Fabaceae.